Molecule: messenger RNA, 1637 nt
Organism: Biomphalaria glabrata
Lineage: Eukaryota; Metazoa; Mollusca; Gastropoda; Planorbidae
Product: citramalyl-CoA lyase, mitochondrial-like
Exons: 8
Coding region: 159-1214 (351 amino acids)
Biological process (GO): regulation of cobalamin catabolic process
Molecular function (GO): (S)-citramalyl-CoA lyase activity
Source: RefSeq, a predicted model, not a curated record
AUAGAUUUAGGUUAUAGAUCUAGAUCUAUCUAGAUCUAAAAUACUAGAUCUACUCAAAAAGUCUCAAUCUAGACAUCUAUAGAUCUAGUUUAUAGCUAGAUCUAGGCUUGGAUUAAGGAUUAGGAUUAAUAGAGUCUAGAUUUAAAAUCUAACAGAUAAUGGCAACAAGGCAAAGUUUAUUUUUGAUUAAUUUUUGCAAACAAUUAAAUACAAUUGUUCAAGACAGAUGCAAAGAUAGAGUGAUCUCUAUGAUUAGAAUGGGAUACUCCACAGUGUCAAAUAUUGAUCAAACUUACAUACCUAGGCGUACAGUGAUGUACGUCCCUGGUCAUGAUCCAAAGAAACUCAAAAAAAUUCCUAAUCUUGGAGUAGAUUGUGCUGUUUUAGAAUGUGAAGAUGGUGUCGCUAUCAACAUGAAGGUUCAAGCAAGAAAGAAUAUCAGAGAAGCCUUGGAGUAUUUAAUUGUUAAAAAUGUGGACCUUGCCCUAAGAGUAAACUCGUGUUCAAGCCAGCUGAUGGAAGAUGAUUUAGGAGCCAUCAUUGGGUCUGAUAUUGGAGAGCCUGCAAAAGUUGAGCGUCUCCCUCAAACUAUACUCCUACCUAAACUUGAUCAUGUUCAAGAGCUAGUAACUUUCACAGAAAGGUUGAAGUCUGUGAAACUGAAUCGCAAGUACUGUCCUUAUCUUAUCACAUAUGUGGAAAGCACUCAAGGGUUAAUGAAUAUGAGAGAUAUAAUGAAACAAGCAGCCAAAUAUUCUGAGGAAGGUAUUUUUCGAAUGGAUGGUGUUGUUUUUGGCUCUGAUGAUUUUGUAGCCGACAUAGGUGCAGACAGAACAUCUGAUGCCAAAGAACUGAUUUAUGCUCGUCAGAAAAUUAUUGCCAUUGCAAAAGCAUUUAGACUCCAAGUUAUUGAUAUGGUUCAUGUUGAUAUUGAAGAUUUGGAAGGCCUUAAACGAACAUCAAUUGAAGGGGCAAAAAUGGGUUAUACUGGUAAGCAAGUAAUUCACCCAAAACAAAUUCAAACUGUUCAAGAAGCUUUCACCCCAUCUCCUGUCAAGGUCAAGUGGGCACAUGAAUUGAUCGAAGGAUUUGAACAGCAUCAAAAAUCAGGAAAAGGAGCUUUUGUUUUUAGAGGACAAAUGAUAGACAUGCCUUUGCUGCGCCAAGCUAAAAACAUCUUAAGAGUUGUUGAAAAUGUUCACAGGCCAUCAUAGAGCCUACAGCAGCAGCAGAAAAAUAUGUAAUUAUGACACAUAUUUUGAUAUUGCCAUUGCUAGACAUUGCCAUGUUAUUCAAGAAAUGAAUUGUGACUGAACUACUUUUAAAGAGGCCUGUAAAAUAUGUACAUCAUCCAAUGCAAGCUUCUCUGCAAUGUGAAAGUGUGUUGAUUUCGGCUGCAUCACCUUCAAAGUUCAAGAAACAAACAUUUGUUUGAGAGAAUGUUAUGUAUUUUUUUACACUGAAAAUUAGUGCUUAAAAAUGUAAGAGAUUUGUACAGAAAUUAACAUACCACAUACUGUAGAUGAUGUUGAACUUUCAAAAGAGCUUCUGUUAAUAAUCUUAUUGCCAACUUAGAAGCAAGAUUAGUGUACUCUGAGGAAGUUGAAGCAUCAUGAGAUAUUGUCUUCCAUAAAGAU